Sciurus carolinensis (gray squirrel) is the source of this 1658-nucleotide messenger RNA. RefSeq names its product CD247 molecule (gene Cd247). Gene Ontology annotation, molecular function: transmembrane signaling receptor activity. NCBI's taxonomy places the organism in Eukaryota, Metazoa, Chordata, Mammalia, Rodentia, Sciuridae. Gene Ontology annotation, biological process: cell surface receptor signaling pathway. The record is from RefSeq and is a predicted model, not a curated record. The transcript is spliced from 8 exons. The coding region runs from base 208 to 702 and encodes 164 amino acids. Gene Ontology annotation, cellular component: membrane.
ACGCCCCGAACCUCAAGCCUCGGAGCUUCCUGCCUGCGCGAGGGCGGCGGGGCGGCUGGUGCUGCUGGCAGGUGCUCUGCACAGGCCGCGCGGCCUCCACUUCCUGAGGCGGCGGCAGCACAAAGCCGGCAGGGCCUCCUUCCAAGCCCCUGCUCCUCUCGCCCUCGUCUCAGUCCAGCCUCUCGCACCUCCCGGGAGAAGGACAACAUGAAGCGGGUGGCGCUUGCCGUCGCGGCCAUCCUGCAGGCGCGGUGCCCAGUCGCAGAAGCACAGAGCUUUGGUCUGCUGGAUCCUAAACUCUGCUACCUGCUGGAUGGGAUCCUCUUCAUCUACGGGGUCAUUGUCACUGCUCUGUUCCUGAGAGCCAAGUUUGGCAGGAGCGCAGACGUCGCCGCCUUGCAGCAGGGCUCCAACCAGCUCUACAACGAACUCAACCUAGGACGAAGAGAGGACUAUGAUGUGCUGGACAAGCAUCGGGGCCGUGACCCUGAGGUGGGAGGGAAGCAGCAGAGGAGGAAGACUCCGCAGGAAGCCGUCUACAACGCUCUGCAGAAAGAAAAGAUGGCGGAGGCCUACAGUGAGAUUGGGACGAAAGGCGAGCGUCGGAGAGGCAAGGGGCAGGAUGGCCUGUACCAGGGCCUCAGUCCAGCCACCAAGGACACCUACAAUGUUCUCCACAUGCAGGCCCUGCCCCCGCGCUAACAGCGUGGGUCUCACCACUCACGGCCCACCCUGCUGAUGCCGAUCGAUCGUGAGACAGGACAAUCGCUUUCCCACCUCAUUCCCUCCUAUUUCUCAGCCACCGAAGCUUUUCCCUCCACGAACAGGAUGCUUCAAGUUGUCACAUUUGGUGGUCUCCAAUUCCAAGCCGUCACACAAAGAAUAUGGUCCCUGGGCUCUAAGGGAGCAAAGCCUCAUGGUCAUGACCCUGCCAUUGGGACCUCAGAUUUGCUGGUGGCUGGAGAGAGGCCCUCUCCCUUGGCUCCAUGUCCUCACCUGGGGAUGGGGACACUUCCUUCACAGCUGGGUUGUCUGCUCUGUGGAGUCCCAGGGAAGCCCCCAGGGUCACACACAGCCUGUCUGUACUGUUCUGUCACAAUUUGAGUGGCUUCGUUCCUGCUCUGAGUUUGGCUUCUGCUGUCAAAUUUCCCCUCACUUCAAGAUGACCUGUGCUUGGGCCACUCUGGAAGGGCUGGCAGAGGGCGGGCGGAGUGCCCUGCAAGGGCUGGGGGCGUCCUCCCUCGGGCGUCUCCGCAUCACCAACCCUGUGUGCCAGGUGCUCUGGGGAUGGAAAAACGUGCAAGGCUAUCCUCACCCUCACGGGUUCACGCAAUGGGAGGGAAAAUGAGUUGGGCACAACCUGGUUCAAAAAACAGGAAGUGGAGUGUGAACAGGAAGUGUCCUUAGAGUGAACGGCUAGUGUCGUUAGGAGUAUGAACCAAGUGUGGAAGUGAGAGUAGGGAGAGUCUGCCCGCCCUGUUCCCUGGCACCAGGGAUCCCAGGGGCACAACGGGAGAAGCCUCAGCCAGCGCGCUGAGCCCUGUGGUGUGACUAUGGGGCCCGUGGCCGUGGGGGCAAACCCUCUUUGCUCCGCUUGGUUCUAAUUUAUACUGGCUUGCUAAAGCCUAUCGUGCGUAAUAAAUGCUUCCGGAAACCGC